AUGGUAGAAGAAGCAAUAUUCUUAGGUGAUAUAAAUAAGAGAUAUGAAGUGAUUAAAAAAAUAUAAUGGUAAAUGCAUAAUAGAAAACACUUGAAUUAUUAUUGUAUUGAUGAAAAAAUAGAUAGCAAUAUUUGUGGAUAAGUGAAAAGAAAAUUUGAUAUUUUAUUGGCAGUGCUCAUAGAUUAUCUAAGUAAUUCUGGGUUCCUACGUUAUUAAGUUUUACAGAUUUGUAAUCUAAGAAUUAUGUGUAUUUAACUUAAUAAUCCAGAAAUUAGAAGAGCAUAAAGAUUAUUUAUACAAAAUUAUUAGAAUUUGAAACUUAUAAAUAAAUAUCAUAAUUAAAAGAUAUCUUUUCAUAAUACAUAAUUGUUUCUGACAAUUGGUUUAUACAUUUUAGUUGGAUAUAAAUGA
Molecule: messenger RNA, 411 nt
Organism: Paramecium sonneborni
Lineage: Eukaryota; Ciliophora; Oligohymenophorea; Peniculida; Parameciidae
Source: the annotation of a GenBank genome assembly